Arthroderma uncinatum is the source of this 801-nucleotide messenger RNA. RefSeq names its product ankyrin repeat containing protein. The coding region runs from base 1 to 801 and encodes 266 amino acids. Gene Ontology annotation, molecular function: protein binding. The record is from RefSeq and is a predicted model, not a curated record. The transcript has a single exon. Lineage: Eukaryota; Fungi; Ascomycota; Eurotiomycetes; Onygenales; Arthrodermataceae.
AUGCUUACAUGGGAUUCACAGCUUAUCACUCAGUCAGACAGGCGAUGCACUUGGAUCGACGGAUACGAGGUAGACAACUUUGAAAUAUUCGCUGUAACUCCGCUACAGUUAGCAUGCUACGCCGGCAAAUGGGAAAUUAUCAAAAUACUUCUCUUGCCUGAGUACAAUGUUCCACUGACCGGUUUCCAUUAUCACAUGGCGAUACUAAACGCUACUAAAGGGAAACAUUUAGACAUCGUGAACCAUCUUGUGGACGUUGGGGAUUUAGAAUCCAUGCCGCCAGAAUUUCUUGACCGUUUCCGGCAUCGGAUGCUCCGCGUGGCCUGCGACAAUGGUGCUGUUGAUGUGGUCCGAAUGCUACUUAACAAGGGGGUUUCAGUUAUUCCGCUGGAUCCGAAGGGAUCCUCGUUGAUACUAGCAUGUCCCACGUCAAUAGCUGCUGGUCAUGGAUACGAUGAAAUUAUUUCUCUUCUUUUAGAAACGGGUCCUGAUCUAGAUCGUAUCUCACCGAAUCCGAGAACUUACGACGUUUAUACCCCCAUUCAAAAGGCAGCGAGGUAUGGACAUUUAAAGUCAUUGAAGCUGAUGCUGGAGACCUAUUCAAUAUCUUAUGAAUCCCAAGUCCUCUUUCACGCCAUUGUAGGCGGACAGGAACAUAUCAUCCGGUACCUUGCACAGGACGGUAUUUUGAACUAUGAGGAAAAGUUCGGUGAAGCAUCGGUUGGGUGUGGUCAUGCCGCUUUCACUUAUGAUUGGACCAGACCACUCGUUAAGGAACUUGGACUUCUUCUGCCACGAUAA